This is a messenger RNA of Raphanus sativus (radish), 1025 nucleotides long. RefSeq lists its product as uncharacterized. The coding region runs from base 94 to 807 and encodes 237 amino acids. The record is from RefSeq and is a predicted model, not a curated record. The transcript has a single exon. Lineage: Eukaryota; Viridiplantae; Streptophyta; Magnoliopsida; Brassicales; Brassicaceae.
AAACUGUUCAGUUACCACAUUUCCCUAAGAAAGAAAACCAAAACGCAGCCCUCGUCCUCUUCUCAGAAACAAGCUUACACAAACCCCGAAACCAUGUCUGGAGGUGUCGGUCCGACUUAUAACGACAUAGCCUUGCCAAAAGACGAACACCAUCACGCUGUCGGAAAAACGACCGGGUUCUUUUCGUUCCGGCAACUAAACGUCCUCGCGGUAAUCCUCGUCCUCUCCGCGAGCGGUCUCGUCACAAUAAUAGAUUUUCUAUUCGCACUCCUCACCUUCAUCUACUUCUUCUUCAUCUCCAAAGUAGUCUUCCCUCCACACGAGAAUCCGAACCGAGACGCUCCUCUCACAAGCUCCACCAACAAGUUCUUCCGUUUCUAUGUAGCUUGCGCAGGAAUCGUCGGCCUCUUACUUCCCAUCUGCUACAUCUUCGAAGGACUCCUCGAGGACGAUAAACGUGGUGUGAGCGCAGCUGCGCCGCACGUGUUCCUUCUUGCGAGUCAGGUUUUCAUGGAAGGAUUAGCGGCCACGUUUGGCUUCUCUUCUCCAGCUCGAAUCCUCGUGCCGAUCGUUUACAACGCUAGGAGGGUCCUUACUCUCGUAGAGUGGAUUAUGGACGAGUUCUCAAGGGAAUCUACUAAGUAUGGGACGGGGGUGGGGACCAUUUCGGCGCGGCGGAUGUAUGCCGGGAAAGUUUUGGCGGCGGUGAACUUAGUGGUUUGGUCGUUUAAUCUCUUUGGUGUUCUGAUCCCGGUUUAUCUACCGAGAGCUUUUGAGAGGUAUUACGGUUCUAGCAAGGAGAAUUGAGAGUCUGGUUAAGAUCAAUUCCAGCUUUUGUUGUUUAAUUAGUCCGGUUCGGUUGUAGGAUUAACCGUGACCUAAAAGUGAAUUUAAGGGUUUUGUUGUUUAAUCUCUUUGGUUAUCUGAUACCGGUUUAUCUCUUGAGAGCUUUAGAAUAAGGUAUUAGCCGGUUUAAUCUCCGCAACUUUUGUUGUCUUUUUGUUUAAUCAGUCCGGUUUGGUUUA